GGUUUUUAUCUUUUAUUUAUUUUAUUAUUUUGGGUGGGAUUAUUAGGAAGCUGGGAACUACACGAUUCAUUCAGAAGUUUGAUUGGUCUGCCAAGUGGUGGUACAAAAUCUCAGGACUUGGUCUUUUAUUUCUCCUCUUUUUCCCUUAUUUUCAAGACUAUUUCCUUUUCUUUGAAAACCUGAGGAGGACAAGCUGGCCAAUUGCAAUUGUUUUUCAAUUCCAUUGAGCCUUCAAAUUCCUUGCUUGCUUGCUGCUUAUUGAAUUCCUCAUCAUAUUUGGAGUUUUGGAGCAUCUGAUUGAAUUUGAUAAGAAAAGAAGAGAGAUGGAGCUUUCACUGGGAAUGGGAAGAGAGAGAAAGAAGGUGGUAGUGGUGGGAGGUGGUGUUGCUGGCUCCCUUCUUGCUAAAUCUCUCCAGUUCGUUGCUGAUUUCACUCUCAUUGAUGAGAAGGAAUAUUUUGAGAUUCCAUGGACAAGCUUAAGGACCAUGGUUGAGCCAACAUUUGGAGAGAGAUCGAUAAUCAACCAUAGAGAUUAUCUCACCAAUGGCCAACUUAUUGCAUCCAGAGCAAUCAAUGUCACAGACACGGAAGUGCUGACCGCAGAGGGUCGUCUAAUUCCCUAUGAUUAUCUUGUCAUUGCCACUGGUCACUCAGAUCGUGUUCCCAAAACUAAGACUGCGAGACUUAAUCAAUUCCAAGAAGAGAAUCAAAAGAUAAGGUCAGCUAAUUCCAUUUUGAUUGUUGGAGGAGGCCCUACGGGUGUAGAACUCGCGGGAGAAAUUGCUGUUGAUUUCCCGGAUAAGAAAGUAACUCUGGUGCACACUGGCACAAGGUUGUUGGAAUUCGUGGGACCAAAAGCUGCAGACAAGGCUCUGAAGUGGCUUAAAUCAAGGAAAGUUGAAGUGAUAUUGGAGCGAUCAGUCGAUUUAGAUAAUAUCUCAGAUGGAUGCAAAACAUAUAAGACUUCAGAGGGAGAAACAUUGACAGCAGACUGUCAUUUUCUAUGCACGGGCAAGCGUGUGGGUUCAGCAUGGCUCAAAGAAACGGUUUUGAAGAAUUGCUUGGAUGUUAAUGGGAGGUUGAUAGUAGAUGCAAAUCUUAGAGUCAAAGGUCGAAAGAACACCUUUGCAGUUGGAGACAUUACUAAUAUUGCGGAAAUCAAACAAGGGUAUCUGGCGCAAAAACAGGCGUUGGUGGCCGCAAAGAACAUAAAGCUAUUGCUCGCAGGCGGAAGAGAGAGUAAAAUGGAAGCUUACGAACCUCAUGCGAUAAUGGCAAUUGUUACACUUGGGAGGAAGCAUGGGGUUGCACAGUUCCCCAUCACGACCAUUGGCGGCCGCAUUGCGGGACUGAUCAAAUCUGAAGAUCUUUUCGUGGGGAAGACGAGGAAGCAGCUGGGCCUCGAACCUCACAUUUUGAAAGACUAAUUUGGUUUGGUGUGUGUUGUAUGUGUGUAUGUAUAUGUAUGUGUGUAUGUGUGUAUGUGUGUAUGCAGAUAGGCGUUUUACCUGCAUGAUUGGAACGCGUCGUCCACAUGCUUUCAUGACCGGUAGACUUAUUGUUCUUCCUAUUCAUAUUUAGUCUAAAACUAUAAAGAUGUGUAACGUUUUAUAAUCUCA
Messenger RNA from Malus domestica (apple), 1619 nucleotides. RefSeq lists its product as uncharacterized. Gene Ontology annotation, molecular function: flavin adenine dinucleotide binding; electron-transferring-flavoprotein dehydrogenase activity. The record is from RefSeq and is a predicted model, not a curated record. Gene Ontology annotation, cellular component: cytoplasm. Lineage: Eukaryota; Viridiplantae; Streptophyta; Magnoliopsida; Rosales; Rosaceae.